CACUCGUCUGUCUUCGCUUGAUAUUUUCUGUCUUGUUUCUUCUUUAAUUUGAAAAACAACCGAAAAUGAAGAGAGCUACACAUUUUGAUGAUGUUACCAAUAUUUGGUCGGGUCCAAGCAGCGACGUUGUAGUUGAUAAAUAUGAAAAUUUUGGUGAAUUUCUAUUAGAAAAAUUGAAAUGGAUCCAGAAUUGGUGACACAAAUUAACGGUGACACGGGUGAAACAUUGACCAAAAGUAAACUACGCAUUCGUUCGAUACGAUGUGCUCAAAACUUAACAAAGUUGGGAUGCACACAAGAUGAUCGCAUUGGCGUUUCAGCACGAAAUCACCACAACCUGACACCACUUUUGUACGGAGCUAUUUUCAAUGGUUCCCCAAUUUGCCCGUUCAAUGCUCUGACUGUCAAAUAUAGAAUUUACGUACUUCUUGAUCGAGUGAGACCAUCGUUCAUUUUUUGCGAUGCCGAUGUGUUGGCCUCAGUCAAAGAAAUCGUCAAUAAUAUCGGCUUUAGCUCAAAGUUUUUCAUCGUAAAUGGAUGGGCCGAUGGUUACGAAUCAAUUGACAGCUUGAUGAAUGAAACUGGCGAUGAGGACUCGUUCGUAAAGAUAGAGGAUGCGUUUUCAUAUGCUGCAGUCAUCUCAUGUUCUUCAGGAUCAACCAGUAUGCCAAAAGUGGUUGGUAUAAGUCACGCGCACUUCAUCCACACACUCAAAGUGCAAUUCCUCGGAUCCAAACACACCGCUUUCAGUUUCAGCUCGAUGUUUUGGAUUGCAGGCACUCUGGGAAUGUUAAGAUGUGCAUUAACAGUUACUCGUGUCUUUACAGCGAAACCAUUUUCACCUGAUUUAUUUUUUGACUUUGUGGAGAAGUACAAGAUACACCAGUCUCCAGGUGCCGCUCUGUUUUUCUUGUUUGACGUUUCCUAUCUGUUUAUACAGACGAUCAGAGAGGCUGAAGAAAAUUCACAAAAAAUAACCAAAAGUACCUACGGACAACGCAGGCCAACGUUGCAAUUUUUCUUUGGUCCGCCGUGUCAAAUACAAGCCUUCUUGAAAAGUGAGCGAUGUGAGAAUGCGGAUUUGUCAUCGUUGUUGGUAUGUUUUUCGGUUGGUGGUUUUGUGCCAUCCGUUUUGGUUCAAACUUUGAAGAAACUCGUCCCAAAAUGUCUUCUGCUCACAACAUACGGGAUGACUGAAGUCUGCGGCAGCGCCACUUGUACCCUGCCAAAUGAAUUGGAAGAACAGCCAAACUCCGGUGGCCGAUUGGUGCCGGGUUUCAUAAUAAAGAUUAUCAAUGAAAAUACCGGCGAAAAGUGUGGAAUUGGUGAAGAAGGCGAAAUUUAUAUAAAAACUCUAAUGCCAUCAGUGGGUUAUUACAAAGAUGAAACAGCCACAAGAAACUCAUUCGAUAAAGAGGGAUAUUUUAUCAGUGGUGAUUUGGGUUAUUUCGAUGGAUCCGGUAGAUUGAUUAUUAUCGGAAGAAAGAAGGAGAUUUUUAAAAAUUGCGGUUUCGCCAUUUGGCCGGCAGAACUAGAGAGCCUCAUCGUGAAUAAUCCAGCCAUCAAGGAUGCUUCUGUCGUCAGUGUUUUUGACGAUGAUAUUAUGUCAGAUCUACCGGCUGCGGUUGUUGUCAAGAAAGAGAGCCAUUCAAUUACAGAAGAUGAAGUUUAUGCAAUUAUUGCCGAUAAAUUGGCCAGCUACAAGCGGCUUGACGGUGGCGUUUACUUUGUCGAUGAAUUGCCUAUGACGCCAUCUGGCAAAAUAAUUCGGCCAAAGGUGAAAGAAAUCACUCAAAAUAUUUAUCAACAACGGAAACUGAGUCAGAAAUCAUGAAAACCAACACCAAUUUAAUCAUAGUAAAUAAACAGUUACAAAUACCUCUGU
Messenger RNA from Sitodiplosis mosellana (orange wheat blossom midge), 1885 nucleotides. Its product is annotated as probable 4-coumarate--CoA ligase 1. Gene Ontology annotation, biological process: long-chain fatty acid metabolic process; fatty-acyl-CoA biosynthetic process. The transcript has 8 exons. The record is from RefSeq and is a predicted model, not a curated record. The coding region runs from base 179 to 1834 and encodes 551 amino acids. Gene Ontology annotation, molecular function: long-chain fatty acid-CoA ligase activity. NCBI's taxonomy places the organism in Eukaryota, Metazoa, Arthropoda, Insecta, Diptera, Cecidomyiidae.